Molecule: messenger RNA, 1431 nt
Organism: Octodon degus (degu)
Lineage: Eukaryota; Metazoa; Chordata; Mammalia; Rodentia; Octodontidae
Gene: Hes5
Product: hes family bHLH transcription factor 5
Exons: 3
Coding region: 364-858 (164 amino acids)
Biological process (GO): regulation of transcription by RNA polymerase II; anterior/posterior pattern specification; regulation of neurogenesis
Cellular component (GO): nucleus
Molecular function (GO): DNA-binding transcription factor activity, RNA polymerase II-specific; RNA polymerase II cis-regulatory region sequence-specific DNA binding; protein dimerization activity
Source: RefSeq, a predicted model, not a curated record
GCGGGGGCUCCUUCCUGCCCCCCACCCGUGGCCUGGGAAAAGGCAGCAUAUUGAGGCGCGGGGCUCCCAGCACCAGGCCCCGGGAUGCUAAUGAGGGCGAGCGCGUUCCCACAGCCCGGACAUUGUGCGGCGCGGCCCACCUGCUCCUCAGGGAGCGCCCAUUGUGCCCGCGCCAAUUCAUAGGCAAUUUAGCGUGCGCUAAUGGGCCGGCGCCUUUGUGCGGCCCGCGCUGCCAUUGGCCGCUGAGUGUGGGAACGGCCGCGGCGCCCGGACCCCAGGCGCCAGCCCGCCGCCAGCGCCUAUAUAGGGGCUGCGCGCCGCGCCGCGCCACCCGGACGUUCGCCCCACGCUCGCCCACGCAGCAUGGCCCCCAGCACCGUGGCGGUGGAGCUGCUCAGCCCCAAGGAAAAGAACCGACUGCGCAAGCCGGUGGUGGAGAAGAUGCGCCGCGACCGCAUCAACAGCAGCAUCGAGCAGCUGAAGCUGCUGCUGGAGCAGGAGUUCGCACGGCACCAGCCCAACUCCAAGCUGGAGAAGGCGGACAUCCUGGAGAUGGCCGUGAGCUACCUGAAGCACAGCAAGGCCUUUGCCGCAGCCGCCGGCCCCAAGAGCCUGCACCGGGACUACACUGAGGGCUACUCCUGGUGCCUGCAGGAAGCCGUGCAGUUCCUGACCCUGCACGCCGCCAGUGACACCCAGAUGAAGCUGCUCUGCCACUUCCAGCGGCCCCCCGCCGCCCCCGCUGCGCCUGCCAAGGAGCCCCCCAUGCCCAGCGCCGUGCCCCUGCCCGCGCGCCCCUCCGCCAAAGUCUCCCCUGCCGCACGCCCUUCAGCCUGUGGCCUCUGGCGGCCCUGGUGACUGUCCCAGUGCCCACCGCCGCCUGGCAGGUUGGAUGCGCCCUUCUCCGGAAGCCCAUCUGAGGCCGCGGGCCGGCCUGAGGGUCAUUCUCGAGAAUGCACCACCUGCAGAGUCGUGUUGUUUGAGGACAAUCAGGGCCAUCUCCUGCCCAGCGUCUGACCCCGUGGGGUUGUUCUGUGUUUGCAUUUCAGCAAGUGACUUCUGGGAAGUCCCCGGGCUGCGGGGGUUCUAUGAUAUUUGUAGGGCCAGGGGCUGGGCCUGCCAGCACCCUAGCCUGUAGAGGACUUUCUUCAGGGCCCAUCGCUGCUGGGCACGCACCCGCAGGCGGGCGGGCGUGCCGUGGGCACAUUGCCUUUUGUGAAGGCGGAACUCCAGAUGUAUCCUCAUAGGAAGGUACUCAGCCUGCGUACCUGGCCCAGAGGCCCACGUGGGCUACUCGGGGAGGGCGGGGCCUCCACUACGAUCCUUAAAGGAUUCCUUGACAUGGGUGGGUGCACGUGGGCACGCUGUGUACUUAGAAUUUGAGCGCUCUGUCACGUGGGUGCCCAUGAACUGCGAAGGCUUCUAAUAAAA